Molecule: messenger RNA, 1897 nt
Organism: Micromonas pusilla CCMP1545
Lineage: Eukaryota; Viridiplantae; Chlorophyta; Mamiellophyceae; Mamiellales; Mamiellaceae
Exons: 1
Coding region: 150-902 (250 amino acids)
Source: RefSeq, a predicted model, not a curated record
UGUGAGAGGGUUGCUCGUGCUCGUUCAUAUGUUUUGCCCCGACGGGAUAGAGCUCAGUUACUCGUGUAAUACUUGUAGGGCUAUGUAUAUACACGUAUAGCCCUACAACGCCGGGCAUCUUCUUGCUGAUUCCACUUUCGAGCUGGUAGAUGUUUGUUGAGUUCUGGGGCGCCGCGAUUCCUUCGAAGAAAAAGCUACACGUCGAAGUGAACGAGAGGAAUGAGUACGUACACGUGACGCAGGUGGCACUCCCUGUGGACGCUGUUUCUGGACGCAACUCUCUUAUUCUUCGUCGCGGUGACGAAGAGUACGUUUUAUGUACCCUUGAUUUGGAUAAAUGUGCGCAGGCCAGUUUGGAUUUAGUGGUCGAUGUCAACUUCACGCUGAGCAACUCAGGCACCAACCAACUUCACGUAACAGGGUUGCGACAGUCGGGUGGCUCCAACAUCGAAAGCAUCCCUGUUGAGGGUCUGGCAUUAUCCACGCUGCAAAUGUUCGGGGAACCCAAACAAGUAGAGGAGAGUUUAAGCUUUCAGUCGAACAUUUUUGAGGACGAAGAUUAUUCAAGGGCAAAGGAGAAUGUCACGAAGAAUGAGACACACCAGAGUCAUAUUUCCAGGCCAGUUGCCCAUCCAAAAACGGAUAGGCGCUUCGAAUCAAGCACGGAUCGUGGCACGCAUUUGAAUGCUAGCACUUGCAGCACCCCACCAAAUAUGAAAGAAAUCUAUGAAGACUAUGCACAGAAAGUCACUGAAUAUUUGAAGAGGCACCCGAGGACACACAUUGCCGCGCUAGGUGGAAAGGUGAAAAAACCAAGAAACAUGAUGUGGAAGUUAAAGGCGUUUUUGAAAACACGCAGUGACAGGUAUGAGAUUGACGGCAACUUCGCCAGUAACGUGUGAAUUUCGAGAAAAUCGUGCACAACGUGGUGUUGUCUUCAGAGGGUUAGACAUUGAAAAAGAAAAAUGAGGGUCUGGCUGUCGCAUUUUUUGUUUGCAUUCGGGCCACAUCCGUUCUACUGUAUAUAUAUAUAUAUCCGUUCUAUAUAUAGUUUCGAGCUGGGAAGAUCCGGCGUCCUCCAAUCAUUUGAAAGACCCUAUUGCUUUUCACAGAAUUGUCGUCAACUUUUCAACAGAGUAUCCACAGAUAAGUUUCAAUGGACACACUGUAAGGAAAACAGUUAAAGCAAGAUCUUAUUAAGAUUAACAACGUCGCAUACGCAAAGUUGUAGUUACAAGUUGAAUACUCUGGUAUCUGUGAGGCACUACAACUAUCUACGAAGGUACGUGAUUUCACUGGCACGUGAGGGAUAUCAAAGUUAUCAUCGGCAGGAAACAACCUACAGAAGUAGUACUUUCGAAAGUACGAAGGUACUUCCAGAAGUACCUGUCAGCACUCAACCCUAUGAGGAGUCAGAACCCGCUGGGGAUACACCACUGAUGGAUGAGUCCGACAUUAAACUAUUCAGUGAAGUAUCAUCCUCAUGUAGUGCAUGCCGUUUCCGUGGAGAUAUGCCCUCGAAUGCCGAUGGAUCGACUGUUCCAGCUGUCGACAUUUGGCCCAUGAGCACCGCCAACACUGCCACCGUAUCGUCCACAACAGCAGGGAGAGACGCAAAUCUUGCAGGCGGGUGUUCGUGCGUUUCACGACGAAUUUCUGAGCACGGCACCCUAACACCUCUAAGAUGGUCAUACUUACCUGAGCAAGUCAAUGCACGCACGGCGUCGCGGUUCUCACCAAUGCUCGCCGUCUUCGAAUUAUAGUUCUGGGACUCGCCUACUUGUAUGCACACGGUUUCCUUCUCCAUAUUUUUCAAUAUAAACUCCCCUUCUGUCACCUCUUCCCCCGCGCUUGAUAGCUCUGCCUCAUUUCUCAAUUCUGAUUCGAGCGCCAUCAG